Diachasmimorpha longicaudata is the source of this 555-nucleotide messenger RNA. RefSeq lists its product as uncharacterized. The record is from RefSeq and is a predicted model, not a curated record. NCBI's taxonomy places the organism in Eukaryota, Metazoa, Arthropoda, Insecta, Hymenoptera, Braconidae. The coding region runs from base 95 to 502 and encodes 135 amino acids. The transcript has 3 exons.
UGUCCGAAAGAAUAAAUAAAUACGGUCAACUGCAGCGGUGAACCACACUCCAUUAGUCCUCGAGCUUGUCGAAUAUAAUUAUAAUCAACUCGUUAUGAAGUUUUUCGUCGCUGGGCUUCUGCUCAGCCUGGUGCAACUCUCAAUGCAGAAAGCGAGACUUGUUGGAGAUUGCAGUAAAUUUCCUGCAAAAGUAAAUGCCCUAUCGCGUAUGUGCUGCGAACUCGACUGUGAGGGUGAUCAGCUAAAGAUUAAUCGAUGCGCUCCAGACCCUUGUCCACCCGGAACGUUCUCAGUUGGUUUGCGGUUAGGGGAUCUGAAGAAGGGCAUCUUCCCUGACUGUUGUUCAAAACCGAUUUGUGGACCUAAAGUGAGGCCACGUCCAAAGAUAAUACCCACGCCCCCAAUUGAACAUGAUGACGUAGAUCUCGGUGAUGAUGAUGAUGAUGAUGAUAAUGAUAGUGAUGAUGACAGUGACGAUUCUGAUGAUUCAGACGAAAAAUAAGAAUGUAUCGCGAAAAUUUACCUCCACAUAAAUAAACUCAAAUGUUAUGUUAA